Messenger RNA from Chaetomium strumarium, 3348 nucleotides. RefSeq lists its product as uncharacterized. Bases 218 to 2914 code for a protein of 898 amino acids. NCBI's taxonomy places the organism in Eukaryota, Fungi, Ascomycota, Sordariomycetes, Sordariales, Chaetomiaceae. The record is from RefSeq and is a predicted model, not a curated record. The transcript has 6 exons. Gene Ontology annotation, molecular function: oxidoreductase activity.
CAAGUCACAGCAACAGCCGUUUGCCUCGGCUUAAAGAGGCGCGGCAGCGAAGCAUCGGUAAGUGUCGAUUUGCCGACGUCAACGGUGCUCCUUAUAGAAGUGUAACGUUUCCGGCCAGUGCCUGUCUCCUGUGAUUCCAUCAACAUCUGCGACAAUUAAUCCCUCCGGUUUUCUUUUUCAUCGUGUCGCAUUUCCACACGCUAUUCACAGAUUCAAGAUGGCGGAUCAAUUGAGGUUUGAUGGCCAGGUUGUUGUCGUCACCGGCGCGGGCGGCGGUCUCGGCAAGGCUUAUGCCACCUUUUUUGCAUCGCGCGGCGCCAGCGUGGUGGUGAACGACCUCGGUGUGUCGUUUAAGGGCGAGGGCAAAGACACAAAGGCCGCCGAUGUCGUCGUCAACGAGAUCAAGGCCGCCGGCGGCAAGGCGGUUGCCAACUAUGACAGCGUCGAGAACGGCGACAAGAUCAUCGAGACAGCCAUCAAGGCUUUCGGCCGCAUCGAUGUGCUCAUCAACAACGCCGGCAUCCUGCGCGACGUCAGCUUCAAGAACAUGAAGGACCAGGACUGGGACCUGAUCUUCAAGGUACAUGUCAAGGGCAGCUACAAGUGCGCCCGGGCUGCCUGGCCGUACUUCCGCAAGCAAAAGUACGGUCGCGUCAUCAACACGGCCUCGGCCGCCGGCCUGUUCGGCAACUUCGGCCAGGCCAACUACUCUGCUGCCAAGCUCGCCAUGGUCGGCUUCACCGAGACGCUCGCUAAGGAGGGCGCCAAAUACAACAUCAUCUGCAACGUCAUUGCCCCUGUCGCUGCGAGCCGCAUGACCGAGACCGUCAUGCCGCCAGAUGUCCUCGCGCUCAUGAAGCCCGAGUGGGUCGUGCCCCUGGUGGCCGUCCUGGUGCACAAGAACAACACGAGUGAGAGCGGCUCCAUCUUCGAGGUCGGUGGCGGCCACAUUGCGAAGCUUAGGUGGGAGCGGUCCAAGGGGCUGCUGUGCAAGUGCGACGAGUCCUACACCCCGAGCGCGGUCCUCAAGAAGUGGGAUCGCGUGACAGACUUCUCCAGCCCGCAAUACCCCAGCGGGCCCAAUGACUUCCUGGCGCUGCUCGAGGAGUCGCAGAAGCUCGGCCCCAACGACCAAGGUGAGAAGAUCGACUUCACCGGGCGCGUUGCCCUCGUCACUGGCGGCGGCGCGGGCAUUGGCCGUGCCUACUGCUUGGCAUUUGCCAAGGUGGGUGCGGCUGUGGUCGUCAACGACCUGGCCAACCCCGAUGAUGUGGUCAAUGAGAUCAAGAAGAUGGGCGGCAAAGCUGUGGGAGCCAAGUUCUCGGCCGAGGACGGCGAUGCGGUUGUCAAGACUGCCAUCGAUGCCUUUGGACGCAUUGACAUUGUCAUCAACAACGCCGGCAUCUUGAGGGACAAGGCAUUCGCCAACAUGGAUGACAGCCAGUGGGAUGCCGUCAUGAACGUGCACGCCCGCGGCACCUACAAGGUUACGAAGGCCGCCUGGCCGUAUUUCCUGAAGCAGAAGUAUGGCCGUGUGGUCAACACCACCUCGACCAGCGGCAUCUACGGCAAUUUCGGCCAGGCGAACUACUCCGCGGCGAAAUGUGCCAUCCUCGGCUUCUCUCGCGCGCUUGCGCUUGAGGGUGCCAAGUACAACAUUUACGUCAACACGAUUGCCCCGAAUGCGGGCACCGCCAUGACCAGGACCAUCCUGCCCGAGGAGCUUGUCCAGGCCUUCAAGCCCGACUACAUUGCGCCCUUGGUGCUCGCUUUGUGCAGCGACAAGGUCCCUAACCCGACCGGCGGCCUGUACGAGGUCGGCAGCGGCUGGGUCGGCCAGACGAGGUGGCAGCGGACCGGUGGCUACGGCUUCCCCGUCGAUGUGCCGCUCACUCCUGAGGCGGUCGUCAAGCACUGGGAUGCCAUCGUCACGUUUGACAACCGUGCCGACCACCCCGAGAAGACGCAGGACAGCCUGCAGAAAAUCAUGGCCAACAUGGAAAACCGGAGCGGCGAAGGAAAGAGUGCGUCCGGUGGGAGCAACCAGUACCUUGACGCCAUCCAGAAGGCGCUCAAGGCCGAGGGUAAGGGCACCGAGUUCAAGUACACGGAUCGCGAUGUGAUACUGUACAAUCUGGGGAUCGGUGCCAAGCGCACCGACCUGCGCUAUGUCUUCGAGGGUAAUGACGAAUUCCAAGUCAUCCCCACCUUCGGCGUGAUCCCGCCAUUCGACGCCGAGACGCCAUAUAACCUCGACGACCUGGUCCCCAACUUCUCCCCCAUGAUGCUGCUCCACGGCGAGCAGUACCUCGAGGUCAAGAAGUACCCGAUCCCUACCUCAGGCCGGCUCAUCUCCAGGGCCAAGCUGCUUGAGGUGGUGGACAAGGGCAACGCGGCCAUUGUCAAGUCCGGCGUGACCACGGUCAAUGCCGAGACGGACGAGGAGCUCUUCUACAACGAGAUGACCGUCUUCCUGCGCGGCUGCGGCGGCUUCGGCGGGCAGAAGAAGCCGGCUGAUCGCGGCGCCAGCACCGCGGCCAACAAGCCGCCUGCGCGCGCGCCCGACGCCGUGGUCGAGGAGAAGACCAUCGAGGAACAGGCUGCUAUCUACCGGCUGAGCGGCGAUUACAACCCCCUUCACAUCGACCCAGCCUUCGCCAAAAUGGGCGGCUUCAAGGUGCCCAUCCUGCACGGGCUGUGCUUCUUCGGCUUCGCCGGCAAGGCCGUCUACGAGAAGUUUGGCGCCUUCAAGAACAUCAAGGUACGCUUCGCGGGGACGGUCAACCCCGGUCAGACGCUGGUCACCGAGAUGUGGAAGGACGGCAACAAGGUCAUCUUCCAGACCAAGGUGAAGGAGACGGGCAAGUUGGCGAUUGGCGGGGCUGCGGCUGAGUUGGUUCCUUCUUCUUCUUAGGAGAAUGGAGAGGAGGAAGCGGGCCCACCGCCUAUUACUACUAGUGGACGUGGUGGAAGGGGAAGGAGGAAAAUAGGGGUGAAGGAGACGGCAAGCGGAUUCGCCUUGUUGGGACUUAUUUGUUACUUGUCGCGUUGGGGAUCGGCAUCUCUUUGAGGAAAGUAAGUGAUGGACUGGGUUGAUGUUGGUGCGCUGUACGGUUGGGGCUUCUUUAGGACGCCGAGGACGCUCUGGGAGCGCCUCGGGAAUGAAUGUGUUCGGGUUAACUAAGGAUUAGAUGAGCCUUUGUCCAUGUGGUGUUUAAUAGGAUCCCCCCCCCUAUUGUCGAUGAAGGCGGGAGUCCAAAUCCACACCACAGGGAGAAGGCUUAUCCAAUCCUUAGUUGACCCGGAUCUAUUUGUUCCAGAGGCGUUCGUUCCCCGAGCCUCCUCGGC